This is a messenger RNA of Glarea lozoyensis ATCC 20868, 1293 nucleotides long. Its product is annotated as Thiolase-like protein. The transcript is spliced from 3 exons. Gene Ontology annotation, molecular function: 3-oxoacyl-[acyl-carrier-protein] synthase activity. Gene Ontology annotation, biological process: fatty acid biosynthetic process. Lineage: Eukaryota; Fungi; Ascomycota; Leotiomycetes; Helotiales; Helotiaceae. The record is from RefSeq and is a predicted model, not a curated record. Bases 1 to 1293 code for a protein of 430 amino acids.
AUGCGACGCGUGGUAGUAACAGGUCUGGGUGCGAUCACUCCAUUAGGAGUAGGUGUGCGGCAGACUUGGACCCGUUUGAUAGCUGGCCAUAGUGGUAUUGUCAGCGUUGCUGAUCUCGAACCUCAAGAGCGAUGGCAGCCACUUCCCAGCACAAUUGCAGGCACCAUUCCGGGCAAUGGCAACAAGGACGAAUAUAGAUGGCAAGUGCUGGACUGGUUGUCAAAAGGCGAAGAGCGACGGAUGGCAAAAUUCAGCCAGUAUGCGAUCGCUGCGACAGAGAUGGCUCUUCAAGACGCCGACUGGAGACCGGCCACAGAAGCACAGAAGGAAUCGACCGGAGUUUGUCUCGGCAGCGGCAUUGGGAACUUGGAAGAACUGUACGAUACCAGUAUUGCCUACGAAAAAGCAGGCUACAAAAAAGUAUCGCCAUUAUUUGUGCCCCAAUUACUUAUAAACCUGGGGGCGGGACACAUAUCCAUCAAGUAUGGUCUUCAGGGGCCCAAUCAUGCCGUUACAACAGCGUGUACUACUGGCGCUCAUGCCAUUGGCGAUGCGUCGCGCUUUAUCGCCUUGGGAGACGCCGAUGUGAUGGUUGCUGGAGGGUCAGAGUCGUGUAUCCACCCACUUGCACUUGCUGGCUUUGCAAGAUCGAGGUCACUUGCUACAUCCUUUAAUCAUGAUCCUAAGUCGGCUUCCCGUCCUUUCGACAAAGCAAGAGAGGGCUUUGUCAUUGCUGAAGGUGCCGGAGUUAUCAUAUUAGAGGAGUUAGAACACGCCAAAGCUCGUGGUGCCCAGAUAUAUGCAGAAGUUCGCGGCUAUGGCUGCAGCGGGGAUGCACAUCAUAUAACUGCUCCUCGAGCGGACGGACAUGGCGCUUUCCUGGCUAUGAAACGGGCUUUGCGGAAUGCAAAUAUUCCUCCGAAAAAUGUCGACUACAUUAAUGCACAUGCAACAAGUACGCCACUUGGAGAUGCGGCCGAAAAUAGUGCAAUCCAACACCUGAUGCUUGGGGAGGACGGCAAGGAGAGCGCGUAUCAGAUCGCGGUCAGUAGUACCAAGGGUGCAAUCGGUCAUCUUCUGGGGGCUGCUGGUGCAGUUGAAGCUAUAUUUUCAAUUCUUGCCACGAAAGAGGAUGUCCUGCCACCCACCCUCAAUCUAGAGAGUCUUGAUACUGGCUUCAGGUGCAAUUACAUUCCUGGUUCUGCACAGCAUAAAAUUGUCAAUGUUUCUAUGUCAAAUAGCUUUGGAUUCGGAGGCACCAACGCCUCGCUCGUCUUCUCAAAAUACCCAUGA